UAUUGUGUACGAGUAUAAUCGUUAAUACAUUGGAUAAGUUAAAGCUCGUGCUGCUUUUAGGAUGGUUACCGAUUCGAGGAUUGAUGUGCGUGAUGAUGUUCACGGCUUGCUGGACAUCGUACAUGUGCCGACUGCAAAUGCCAAUUCUUGUCGUACCGAUGAUUGCAGAUAAGUUAGGAUCCUACACGAACAGUAGCCUUCGCUUUGGAACGUUGGAUAACCCGACCACUGAGGAACAUGCGAACGUAUUAUGGCGUAGCCCGGACGAUCUCAUACAGGAGGUCGCCCAUGCCGACGCUCUGUCAAGGUUUAAGCGACAGGCAGAGGGCAACGACUCGGUUAAUCCAAGGCAGAUCCUUGAUUUCUUCACUAACCAACCGUUCUUCUGGUCGUCUUACGUUCGAGGUGAGUUACUGGCAGCGUACGCGUAUGGUAAUGUACCAGGCAAUUUUUUGGGCGGCAUUAUGGCUUUGAAGUUUGGUCCCCGAAAAAUGAUCCUGUGGACGUCUUUGAUAUCAGCGAUCAUCUCUUUAAUAAGUCCAUUGAUCGCCAACUGUCACUGGAUUGCCCUGGUAGUCUCGCGUGCUAUUGUCGGCUUCAUGGGUGGUGUCUUAUUUCCAGCGUGUCACACUUUAGUGGCCAAGUGGGCGCCUCCUAACGAAAAGUCACGCUUUGUCUGGUCAUUAUUGGGUGGCACUUUUGGCACUAUCUUCACCUUCCCACUAAUUGCCAUUAUCGCGGAAACUAUUAAUUGGGAGACCGGCUGGUAUUUACCCUCAGUACUUAUGCUGCUUUGGGUUUUCUUUUGGUAUCUUCUAGCGUACGAUUCGCCCGUCGAACAUCCGGGUAUUACCGACGAAGAAAAAAAUUACAUAAUUAAUGCCCAGGCGGGGUCAGUAGAAUCUGAGAAGCAAAUGCUGAAAGAUAUGCCAGUGAAAGCAAUUAUGACCUCCGUGCCAUUCAUUUGCCUAAUAAUAUUACAUUUUGGCAAUAUUUUUCUCCUUUUUUUUUAUCAAAACUCAUUGAUGUUGUAUCUAACGAAGGCGUUAGGUUUUAGGCUUGUGAAAGGCGGCAUACUGGUUUCACUACCUUGGGUUGCUCGAAUGUCCUUCGGCUUCUUUUUCAGCUGGGCUAGCGAUACGAUCAAGAGGAAAGAAAUCCUUUCGGUCACUGCAUUGCGCAAAUUCGCAGCAAUUUUUUCUCACUUAGUGCCUGGUGUCUUUCUCAUUGCUGUCAGCUAUGCAGGUUAUUCAUUCGUCCUAGCCAAUAUUUUCCUGUUCUUCGCUUUGGGAUUUAAUGGAGCAGCAAGUAUUUCAAAUCUCUCUAAUAAUCAAGAUUUAUCUCCAAAUUAUGCUGGAUUUUUGUAUGGAAUUAUGAAUACAAUUGGUUGCGUAGCUGGCAUGGUAAUUCCUAAAUUAGUGGAGACUAUUACAGGAAGAUCUGGAAAUAUAAUUGAUAAAUGGCAAAUAGUAUUUUGGAUCAACGCAGGAGUAACUAUAUUCUGCAUGUUAAUAUUUAUUAUUGGAGGUAGUGGAAAAAUUCAACCUUGGAAUGAAAUAUCAAAGACAAGAAAUCCAGUUCAUGCGUAAUGAAUUCAAAGGAUUUUUUUACUAUUAAUUAAAAAUUAUUGUUUAUAAUUGCGAUUAUAAAAUUUAAGAAAUUUU
This is a messenger RNA of Ceratosolen solmsi marchali, 1664 nucleotides long. RefSeq names its product sialin. The transcript has 5 exons. The record is from RefSeq and is a predicted model, not a curated record. Gene Ontology annotation, biological process: transmembrane transport; monoatomic anion transport. Lineage: Eukaryota; Metazoa; Arthropoda; Insecta; Hymenoptera; Agaonidae. Bases 84 to 1589 code for a protein of 501 amino acids. Gene Ontology annotation, molecular function: transmembrane transporter activity. Gene Ontology annotation, cellular component: membrane.